AUGAGUAAAAUAAUUGUGGUAACAGGUACCUCCAGAGGUAUUGGUAAGGCUAUUGUUGAUGAAUUGAUGGAACUAGACCCUAAUGUUGUGGUUUAUGGUGUUGCAAGGACUGAGGCAGCAUUGAAACAAUUAGCAACUGAAUAUAAUGGUAGAUUCUUCUACGUUGCAGGUGAUAUCUCUCAAAAGUCCGUUCAAGAGGAACUUGUGUCUAGAAUUAAGAAGCAACAUGGUUAUUGCGAUGGGCUAGUAGCUAAUGCCGGUGUGCUAGAACCUGUUGCUCCUGUGGAAGAAUACGAUCAAGAGCAGUGGUUAACUCAUUUCAAUAUUAAUUUUUUUAGUAUCGUAUCUCUAGUGUCACAAUUACUACCACAGAUAGAGGCUGCACGUGGAAACAUUGUUUUUGUCAGUAGUGGAGCAAGUGUCAAACAUUAUUAUGGUUGGUCCUGUUAUGGUGCAGCUAAAGCAGCUCUGAACAGUUAUGCUCAAGCAUUAGCCUGUGAAAAGCCUUCAAUUCGGAGUAUCGCUGUGGCACCGGGUGUAGUCGAUACGCAGAUGCAAGUGGAUAUCAGAGACAAGUUUGGCCCAAGAUCAAUGACCGCUGAAUCCCUCAAGAGGUUUACCGAUUUACAAGAACAAGGUCAACUAUUACCACCAGAUGUCCCAGGUGCUGUAUACGCCGCUCUUGUAUUCAAGGGUAUCCCAAAGGAGCUAAACGGGGCCUACAUCAGACUUAACGACCCUCGCCUGGCAGAGUCAUAG
This is a messenger RNA of Maudiozyma saulgeensis, 759 nucleotides long. NCBI's taxonomy places the organism in Eukaryota, Fungi, Ascomycota, Saccharomycetes, Saccharomycetales, Saccharomycetaceae. The record is from the annotation of a GenBank genome assembly.